CCCGGGUCUCCCCCUAUUUGGCCCGCGCGGCAGGGCUCUGGGCGGGGCCGGAGGAGCGCGGGGGUGGGAGGCCCGAGGAAGAUGCGCGGAGUUGGCUGCGAGGCCGAGCGCGGAAGGCGGAGGGGUGGGGAUCUUGGGUGGGCUGCCCCCUCCGCCCUGACCCGUUCCACGCCCCGCGGAAAGCGGGCGCUGCCAGUCGAAUCGCUCCCCUUUCAGGAGGGAAGGGGGAUCAAGGUAACUAGCCCCUUUCUGCUUAAAAAAGCCAAAGGAGAUCGUGGGUAGCUUGCAGCCGCUCCGUCCCACUCCUGGACCAUGCACCCCUGCAUCUUCCUGCUCGGCCACGGGCGAGGACUUGAUUUCUUGAGCUGAGAGCUAAACCUCGUCGACUUUUCUUCUCCCCAACAACUGAAUCAUGCCAUGUGCCCAGAGGAGCUGGCUUGCAAACCUCUCCGUUGUAGCUCACCUCCUUAACUUUGGGGCCCUUUGCUAUGGGACACAAGCUCAGCCAGGCCCGGUGCACUUCCCGGACAGGAGGCAAGCGCAUUUUGUCAAGGCCCUGCCAGAAUAUCACGUGGUGGCUCCUGUCCGCGUAGAUGCCAGUGGGCAUUUUCUAUCACAUGGCCUGCGCCAUCCCAUCACCAGCGACAGGAGGAAGAGAGAUUUGGAUGGCCCAGAGGAUCGGGUGUACUAUAGAAUUUCCCACGAGGAGAAGGACCUGUUCUUCAACUUGUCAGUCAAUCAGGGAUUUCUUUCCAAAAGCUAUAUCGUGGAGAGGAGAUACGGAAAUCUUUCCCGUGUUAAGAUGGUGGCUUCCUCGGCACCCCCCUGCCAUCUCAGGGGCACAGUUCUGCAACAGGGCACCAGAAUCGGGGUUGCAGCACUCAGUGCCUGCCAGGGACUGACUGGAUUUUUCCAUCUACCGCAUGGAGACUUCUUCAUUGAGCCUGUCAAAAAGCAUCCACUGACUGAGGGAGAGUACCACCCACACAUCAUUUACAGGAGGCAGAGUCAGAGAGCUCCAGAGCAGAGGGAACCAACCUGCGGAUUAAAGGACAGUCUUGCCACCUCCCAGACACUAGAGCAACAGCGAGAAAAGUGGGAGAGGAACCACUGGCCCAGCAGAGGCCUGUCUCGGCGUUCCAUCAGUAAAGAGCGAUGGGUGGAGACACUGGUGGUGGCUGACACGAAGAUGAUUGAGUAUCAUGGGAGUGACAAUGUGGAGUCCUAUAUCCUCACCAUCAUGAACAUGGUCACUGGGUUGUUCCAUAACCCAAGUAUUGGCAAUGCAAUUCACAUUGUUGUGGUUCGGCUCAUUCUACUUGAAGAAGAAGAGCAAGGAUUGAAAAUAGUUCACCAUGCAGAGAAGACACUGUCCAGCUUCUGUAAGUGGCAGAAGAGCAUCAAUCCCAAGAGUGACCUUAACCCUGCCCAUCAUGACGUGGCCGUCCUCCUCACCAGAAAAGACAUCUGUGCUAGUGUCAAUCGCCCCUGUGAGACUUUGGGUCUGUCCCACCUGUCAGGAAUGUGCCAGCCUCACCGGAGCUGUAACAUCAAUGAAGACUCUGGACUCCCUCUGGCUUUCACAAUUGCCCAUGAGCUCGGACACAGCUUUGGCAUCCAGCAUGACGGGAAGGAAAAUGACUGUGAGCCCGUGGGCAGGCACCCAUACAUCAUGUCCCGCCAGCUCCAGUACAAUCCCACCCCACUGACGUGGUCCAAGUGCAGCAAGGAGUAUAUCACCCGCUUCCUGGAUCGAGGCUGGGGGUUCUGUCUCGAUGACAUGCCCCAGAAGAAAGGCUUGAAGUCCAAGGUCAUUGCUCCUGGAGUGAUCUAUGAUGUUCAUCAUCAAUGCCAGCUGCAGUAUGGCCCCAAUGCCACCUUCUGCCAGGAAGUAGAAAAUGUCUGCCAGACUCUGUGGUGCUCAGUGAAAGGCUUUUGUCGCUCUAAGCUGGACGCUGCUGCAGAUGGGACACGAUGUGGUGAGAAGAAGUGGUGUAUGGCUGGCAAAUGUAUCACAGUGGGGAAGAAACCAGAGAGCAUUGCUGGAGGCUGGGGCCGCUGGUCAUCCUGGUCCCACUGUUCUAGGACCUGUGGGGCCGGAGCCCAGAGUGCAGAGAGGCUCUGCAACAACCCUGAACCAAAGUUUGGAGGGAAGUACUGCACCGGAGAAAGAAAACGCUAUCGCUUGUGCAACGUCCACCCCUGUCGCCCAGAUGCACCAACAUUUCGGCAGAUGCAAUGCAGUGAGUUUGACACCGUUCCCUACAAGAAUGAAUUAUACCACUGGUUUCCAGUUUUUAAUCCAGCACAUCCUUGUGAGCUCUACUGCCGACCCAUAGAUGGCCAGUUUUCCGAGAAAAUGCUGGAUGCUGUCAUUGAUGGUACCCCUUGCUUUGAAGGCGGCAACAGCAGAAAUGUCUGUAUUAAUGGCAUAUGUAAGAUGGUUGGCUGUGACUAUGAGAUCGGCUCCAAUGCCACGGAGGAUCGCUGCGGUGUGUGCCUUGGGGAUGGCUCUGCCUGCCAGACUGUGAAGAAGAUGUUUAAACAGAAAGAAGGAUCUGGUUAUGUUGACAUUGGACUGAUUCCAAAAGGAGCAAGGGACAUAAGGGUAAUGGAGGUUGAAGGAGCUGGAAACUUUUUGGCCAUCAGGAGUGAAGACCCCAAAAAAUAUUACCUCAAUGGAGGAUUUAUUAUCCAGUGGAAUGGAAACUACAAGCUGGCAGGGACCAUCUUCCAAUAUGACAGGAAAGGAGACCUGGAGAAACUGAUGGCCACAGGUCCUACCAAUGAGUCAGUGUGGAUCCAGCUUCUGUUCCAGGUGACUAACCCUGGCAUCAAAUAUGAGUAUACAAUCCGGAAAGAUGGCCUUGACAAUGACGUGGAAAAACUGGUGUACUUCUGGCAGUAUGGCCACUGGACAGAGUGCAGCGUAACAUGUGGGACAGGUAUCCGCCGCCAGACUGCCCGUUGUGUGAAGAAGGGCCACGGGAUGGUGAAAGCUACCUUUUGUGACCCAGAAACACAGCCCAACGGGAGACAGAAGAAGUGCUAUGAAAAGGACUGUCCACCCAGGUGGUGGGCCGGGGAGUGGGAAGCAUGCUCAGCAACAUGUGGGCCCCACGGAGAGAAGAAGCGAACAGUGCUGUGCGUCCAGACCAUGGGCUCUGAUGAGCAGGCUCUUCCAGCUAAAGACUGCCAGCACCUGCUGAAGCCUAAGACCCUCAUUUCCUGCAACAGAGACAUCUUGUGUCCAUCAGACUGGACAGUAGGCAACUGGAGUGAGUGUUCUGUUUCCUGUGGUGGUGGAGUGCGGAUUCGCAGUGUCACGUGCGCCAAGAACCAUGAUGAACCUUGUGACGCAACAAGGAAACCCAAUAGCCGGGCUCUUUGUGGCCUCCAGCAAUGCCCAUCUAGCCGAAGAGUUCUGAAGCCCAACAAAGGCACAAUUUCCAGUGGGAGAAAGCCACCAACAUCUGGGCAGGACCCCUUAAAGCCCAUCCCUCCAACCACAUCCAGUCCCAGAACACUGAGCACACCCACAGUGCCCCAGUCUGUGAGUACAAGUGCCCUGGCCAUCAGCAGCCCCGGUCCUACCCCAGAUCCCAAAGAAGGAGACCUGGAUGGGAAAUGGUGGCAGAACAGUUCAAACCAAACUGAACUGGGCUCCAAUUAUGUCAUUUCCACUGGAAGUACUUCCCAGCCCAUCAUCACUUCCUGGCCUUUGAGUGUCCAGCCAAAUGAAGAGAAUGUUCCCAAUUCAGACACUGGUCCUACCUCAGAGGGAGACUUUUUAACCACGACAAUGAGUGGUACUGAUUUGCCAUCUUCCAGCAGCCCUGUGACUUGGCAGGUGACUCCAUUUUAUGAUACCUUGACCAAAGAGCCAGAAAUGGAGAUUCACAGUGGCUCAGGGGAAGACAGUGAACAAGCUAAGGACAAAAAUGAAAACAACUCCGUAACGUGGACCAAAAUCAGAGUACCUGGAAAUGAUGCUUCCGUGGUGCAAAGCACAGAAAUGCCCCUUGGACCCCCACCAACACCUUCUUUCAGGGGGCCGUCCGUGUGGCCACCCUUCAGCACGGUGAUGGAAGGACUGCUACCCAGCCAAAGGCCUGCUACUCUCAAAAAUGGUGCACCUGGAGCUGAGGGGAUGUUCACUGAAAAGCCAGCAAACACUCCAUUCCCUCUGGGAGGAGACCACCAGUCAGAAUCCUCAGAACGUUCCAUAAACCAUGACCCCCCAGAACUUCCAAGCAACAUGAAUCUGACGCAGAGUUCCGGACCAGUCCUGACUGAGGAAGAUGCAAAAAGUCUGAUAGCUGAGGGGUUUUUGCUAAAUGCUUCCAAUUACAAGCAGGUGUCCACAAGCAGCAGCCCUGCAUACUGGGUUGUUGGAAACUGGAGUGAGUGCUCCACCACCUGUGGUCUGGGGGCCUACUGGAGAAGCGUGGAAUGCAGCACCCAGAGGGAUUCCGACUGUGCUGCCCUUCAGAGGCCUGACCCUGCCAAGAGAUGCCACCUUCGUCCCUGCGCCAGCUGGAAAGUGGGGAACUGGAGCAAGUGCUCCAGAAACUGCAGCGGGGGCUUCCAGAUCCGGGAGAUUCAAUGUGUGGACAGCGGGGACCACCGGAGCCUGAGGCCAUUUCACUGCCAGUUCCUGGCCGGCAUUCCUCCCCCGCGGAGCAUGAGCUGUAACAUGGAGCCCUGUGAGGAGUGGCAGGUGGAGCCCUGGAGCCAGUGUUCCAGGUCCUGUGGAGGUGGAGUUCAGGAGAGAGGAGUGAUUUGUCUAGGAGGUCUCUGUGACUGGACGAAAAGGCCCACAUCCACUGCACCCUGCAACAGCCAUCCUUGUUGUCACUGGGCCACUGGGAACUGGGACCUGUGCACUGCUUCCUGUGGAGGGGGCUUUCAGAAGAGGACUGUGCAUUGUGUCUCCUCAGAAGACAACACAACUGAAGACCGAUGCGUGUGUGAUCACGAAGCCAGACCUCCAGAAGUCCAGAAGUGCAGCCUGCAGGCCUGCAAGAAGAGUGCUGAUUUACUUUGCACCAAGGACAAGUUAUCAGCCAGUUUCUGCCAAACACUAAAAACCAUGAAGAAAUGUUCUGUGCCCACUGUGAGGGCUCAGUGCUGCCUUUCAUGUCCCCAGACACACAUCGUCCACACCCAAAGGCCAAGAAAGCCACAGUCGCUCAAAAACCCCAAAGCAUUCUAGUCCAGAAGGAAGCCACCCUCCACCACAGACUGCAGCAACCUGCUGAUGGUACACUUUCUAGACCCAGGGACCACUGCACUGAGGUUUUUCAGGCCCAACUUCGGCUCAAAACAAAAUCCGCUGUGUUUUUUAGCCACAAAACAUCCUUGCCAAAGGCGUGGGACUGUGAUAGCUUGCUGUUCCCUGACAGGCAGGUGAGAUAUCCAGGAGAGUCAGGCAUCUCCUGGGAUUGGCUCCCAGGAAAGGUGCCAGAUUAGCUAAGUCAGUGACAUGAUGUCUUUCCCCUCCUUAAAAAUAAAAACAAAGACACCAGGAUUUUCCCAGACUACCUCAGGAGUAUCAAGAAACAGAACCAGACGUAUCCAGGUAACAAAUAAUCUUGUUAAUGUACUUAGGUGAAACCAUCCUUUUUUUCCUUCCUGCUUGGGGAAGCUGUUGUUGAAUACGUCAUGGGAGAGAGCUUUCAGGAACAUUCCUUUACUUCACCCAGGCAGAGGACCACUUUGUUCAGCCAGUACUCACCGGAGUCAGGGAGAGAAAGUGCUGGCUAUAUCACUCCGUCUACAUCACUGUAGACUCCAUAUCUGGGCUGUUUAGACUCCCUUGCGUGCCUGGAGAUAUAAGAAGAAGAGAAAAUGGGCAGCAACUAUAAGAUUUGUAAAGGUAAAAGAUUUAGCUUAAUUAUACAGAAGACAUUUCUGACUGAAGGAUAAUUUCUAUGAAAACUCUUAAAAAGCAGACGAGCAGAAAUCAGAUUCUUGCUAGUAUAAGAAAAGAAACAUGGAUCUUUAUUCUUCCCCCUUUCCUGGCAAAUACGUUUCCUUUGCAGAAGAGUAGAUGAGUCUUCCUGUCUGAUGUUUCCUCUGUAGCACAUUCCCUGCCUGAGUCAUCAAUUCAGGUCCAGCUGUGUUUCCACUGCUGGGGGUUUACACACAACAGCUACUCUAGCCAAGUCUGUGGCUGCAACACACCCCUGCCUACCCCCAGGACAGAAAAUGGUGCUCAAGAUUAAAAUAUCUCAAAGAACCAGGUAAACUGUAUUAAGUACAAGAACUUGGAACGCACCUCUAGUCUUGAGAAAAAAAAAAAAAAAAACAACUCAAAAGUGAGGUUAAGAUGAUCUACUUCCCAGUACACCCAGUAGUUAGUUUUAAGGUCUGUUUCCCGGGAUGGAACAGUCAGGAGAGACCCAAAAAGUGAAAUGAAUGUUGGAAUGCUUAUUCUGGACGUUCUCACCACCAAUCAGGAGGCUGUGGUCUCAAAUACAAGGCAAGUUUCCUGGGUGGGUGGGUGGGUAGGGAGGGCCUCAAAGGGAAGAAGCCCUCAGAACCAGUUCUUGACAGAGCGGGAAGCAGGGAUGUGGACUUCAGGUAAUGGGUAGCACAUUCCAGACUCAUGCAGAGGUAGUGUAGUGUCCCAAAGCUCUGGUGGAUUACCUAUCCGUUCAGCAGAAUGGUGCUAUUGAAUAAUGGUGCUAAUAUCUAGAUGGUGGCAGAACUAAUAUAAACAUAUAGAUAGAUGUACAGGUGGGCGAGUCCAUAUACAUCUACUGAAUGUGUGAUGGUGUUGCUGGCCAAUGCCAGUUCUAUUGCUUGGAUACUAGAAGCUUAAAAUUUUUAUAUUAUGUGCUUUUUCAUUUUCUUUCAAGCCAUUAAUGUCUAUUAUUCUGAUAAAUUCCUGUGGAAAAUAGAACACUGGGGUUGGGAUGAAAUUUAAGAAGGAGCAGAAACAGGAGGAAAACAGAAACAUUUACCUAAAGCCAGGGAGGUUAUUUCUCAGUAAUAAUGGUCUUGUGUUCUCUCUCUUUGAAUGCAAACACUGCUGGUAGAUGACAAUCAUUGGUGAAAUACAUUUUAGAGAGAAGAGGCUUAAAUGGUUAGUGACAGGAGUGGAGGAGAACCUGAUUUUUUCUAAUGAGGCCGUUUGCAGAGACCGUCCCUGAAGUGUAGUGUGGGCUUUCAGGGGGCCGAAUUUAGCAAGCUAGGUUGAUUUAACUUCACCCAGUACUGUACUAUCUAGCAUCAGUUUAUGCAUGCCAUCAGAGACCUGGGUAUGACCAGUCUUCCAGAACUCAGGAACAAACCUGGAUUCCUACUGACCUCAGCAAACUCAACUAGGCCAGAUUUCUCAAUACACGAAAUGGACCAUGUUAUUUAUGACCCACAUGGCAGAGAAGAUGAUAGACAUGUGGGGCGGGUCUGGCCAGAUAUUCCAUUCUAGGCCUUUCUCCAGUUUCUUAAAGGCAGGAAAUGAGCCCCUAAUCAUGUAUCACAGACGUUCACUGCCUGUAUGGAGGCUGUGUCGUGAGAUAGUUGUGUGGUAUCUGUCAGUCUGUACUUCAGGAUAGAGUCAUCUGACACAGUUGCUACCUUGACAGUCACUCAGCUUUGGAUCAUCAGGGUUUUGACAGGUCCCCCUGCUUGCAGUCAUAAAGAGGCCUCAGAUUUAACAGGAAGGCUCUAAAGACGAGAACCUAGAUGGUACCUUCACCAUUCCUUGGAUGUUCACAGGGGACAACAUCAAACAGCAUUGUUGAUUUAUUGAGUGCACGUCCUCCUUUCUUCCCACCUUGAACAGGCAAGUGAGAAAUGUGGCAAGACAUGCUGUAUACACAUCUGCCAUGAGCAAGAGGGGCCACCGCAGGGUCUGGUGCUUAAAUACAGUGAGGUUCUCAAACCCAGUUUGGUUUAUUUCCAUUGUCUUUCAUAGUGAUAGAGUUCACUGUUCUCUGGAAAGUUGUGGGUGAAUUGAAUUCUUGAACAUUGAAACAUAGUUUAACACACCAAGAGAAAAUAUUCCAAGAGACCAGCGAAGACUUUUCAAAAAAAGAAAUAAUUUUGUGGAUACAAACAAUUGCCUCUUCAUGGAAAUGACUUGUUUUACAAUGGGUUUUCCUGGUGCGGUCAUCCCAAUGCGGUGCUUCCAGAUAUUUAAUGAAUGUUGACUUCAUCAAGUUUCUGAAACCAAUGUGAGAGAUUUAUGCUGUUUCAGACUAUAAUUUCCCAAUCAAUUGGCUGAAAUCCUUCAAAUUCUAAAAUCUACACCCUGCUACCCCAGAGACUGCCAAUCUUAGCUCUUCUCCCUCUGACUUUAAGAUGAAGUCCUGGGACAGUGUAUUUGCUGCUCGGUGCACAGUGAUUCACUCUCGGGGAGAGACCACAUGACGUGAACUGCCUGGUGCUACAACUUAGCCAACAUAUUUGAUGCUACUCCUAUUUUGUUGUAUUGAAAAUUCAAAUAUUGUUAGUGUUAGCAUUAUUUUAAGUUAUGUCAUUAAAAAAAUCAUUGGCAAAGCACAGUUCUACCCAUGACUGUCCUCCACAGUGGUUGUAUGAUGUAUAUGGCCCAACCCAUGUGCUCUCCCUGCAUCUCUAUGCUACGCUGUUUUGCCAGGCCCAGCCUCCUUUAGGGAUACCUUGGUGGGUACCUCAGUAUUUAAAGCCAGAGUGUAAUCAUAGCCUGCUAUCGUGUAGCAUUAAUAAAAUCGCUAAACUCA
Messenger RNA from Leopardus geoffroyi (Geoffroy's cat), 8711 nucleotides. RefSeq names its product ADAM metallopeptidase with thrombospondin type 1 motif 12 (gene ADAMTS12). Lineage: Eukaryota; Metazoa; Chordata; Mammalia; Carnivora; Felidae. The coding region runs from base 413 to 5215 and encodes 1600 amino acids. The transcript is spliced from 24 exons. The record is from RefSeq and is a predicted model, not a curated record. Gene Ontology annotation, biological process: proteolysis; extracellular matrix organization. Gene Ontology annotation, molecular function: metalloendopeptidase activity. Gene Ontology annotation, cellular component: extracellular matrix.